GCGCAGAUCUUUCAAAACACUCAUCUCUAACUAAGAAUGUCUGACAACGAGAGAGACCCAAUUCAAGAUCCCAUCGAGGAUGAAGAAGAGCUGGACUUUAGCAGCUUGAAAAAGAAGAAGAAGUCAAAGAAGAAGGUUGAUUUUGAAGACGAACUUGAACAACCUUCUGGCACAGCUACUCCCGACAAUGAAGUCAAUGAAGGUAACAGAGAGCGACGAUCAGUGUAUAUUACGUUCUUUGAAUAGCGAUUAAAAAAGCGAUCAUUGGUCAUUUAGAUGCUGACGAAGAAGAUCCUGAGCAAAUGUUUGCUGAUUUAAAGAUGAAGAAAAAGAAGAAGAAGACCAAGACCGAGGUAUGCAUUACUUCUCUCAAUUUGAUAUAUGCUAGAUCAAAUUAUUAAUGGUCAAUGUCAUUGUGAUAGGAUGCUCCAGAGGCAGCUGAAGAAGGUGCCGCAGCUGGUGAUGAGG
Umbelopsis ramanniana AG is the source of this 468-nucleotide messenger RNA. RefSeq lists its product as uncharacterized. The coding region runs from base 37 to 246 and encodes 69 amino acids. NCBI's taxonomy places the organism in Eukaryota, Fungi, Mucoromycota, Umbelopsidomycetes, Umbelopsidales, Umbelopsidaceae. The record is from RefSeq and is a predicted model, not a curated record. The transcript has 2 exons.